Messenger RNA from Podospora pseudopauciseta, 1438 nucleotides. RefSeq lists its product as uncharacterized. Lineage: Eukaryota; Fungi; Ascomycota; Sordariomycetes; Sordariales; Podosporaceae. The record is from RefSeq and is a predicted model, not a curated record. Bases 599 to 1438 code for a protein of 279 amino acids. The transcript has 3 exons.
CAACACUUGGAAAGACAGCGGAGCGGCUGCCUUCCUGUGAGUUCCUACUCUUCCCUGAAAUGCCACCCGAAGUUGUCCAACACCUAGCGAAACAGAACCGGGUACCUCAAAACCCAAGGCCAAAAGAACUGGCUACAACGUAUGGAUGGCAACACUACCGGGUCCGGCAACCAAGAAGGCGUCAGGGACUGCCGAACCCAAGGACACAAAUGCAAAAACCCCACUCUCACCCUCUGUCCAACAUACACCCCCACGGGGUUCUUUUGAACUCGUCGAGCGUCCUCCAACUUUCACUCAGCCCUGGAUAACAUUCAUGAAGCCCUCCAAGACUCCACCAUCCAAAGCUCCCUUCAGAUCGGCCAGAUGGUUCGGGAUUUCGCUUACGAGUCCCUCAACUUCGAAUCCGGCCCAGAUGUAGGCAUGAUUCUGGCUAUUAUCAGCUCCGCCUUUGGAAUAAUUGGCGGCCUUGCCUCUCCCAUAAGGGGUGUAGCUGGCCUCUUUGGCACCUUUGGCUUAACAGGUGCCAGAGCAGCCAAAGUGGCGACUUUUUAGUCGCCACUUUGGCUGGGUCGACUAACUUGGGAGCGGGAGUGACAACAUGGUCGGGGCAACGUGCCUUGAGGAUGAGGAGCCAGAUACAGAGUCAGUGACUGUGGGUGUUGCGACUAGGUUGGCUCAGGUCUUUGGGUUCUUCACAGAGGCAAUCGAAGAUAUGCGUCUUACAAUCUUUAACGGUGAGGAGAAGCCCAAUGGGAAGAGCUUGACCUUUCAUGAUAUUGGGCCGAUUGCACCGUUUGGGGAGAAUGAGAACACUAAUGGUAUUGGGAUUGAUCUUGAUGCUAACCCUGAUGUGUUACCACCUCCCCGGUGGCGCAGUUCUUUGGGGAAAAAGUCCCUCAUCUCUGGUCUUUUAGAAGAUAUCAGGGCCUUCAUCAUGCGCGACUCCUCCAGCGAAGGCCGAGACCGCUGGUGCAACAAGGCCGGUGCUCUUGAUAUCGACGGUGAAUGCUGGUUCAUUCUCCGGGCUAACCCCAAGGAUCCAUACCUCACCCGCGAGAUUGAAGAUACAGCUAUGAACUCGUUUGCUAACUACGAUAUCAAUAUUGAACACGUCUACCGCAACGCUAUUGCCUGCCAGGAUAAGCUGGGUGAUGGCCAGUUUGAUGAGUGGAACUCAGUCUUCAACAACAUGGGGACUGAUUUUCUUCAGGCCCCGCCAAUGGAUGAGAAUGGGUAUCCUGAAUGCUUCUGGGGUUCGUUGCCUGUGUUCAGUGUGACGGAUGCCUCGAGGGAGAACGCGCUGGCUGCUUUGGCUGUUGAGGCUGCGACGGAUGGGAUUUGUGUGUCGACUGCGUUCCCUGGGCCUUUCAAAAGUGAUCUUAUCAAGGCGCCGGAGUACCUUGGGGUGAAUGACUGUCCUUAUGUCAGCGGCAUAUGA